GAUUAUCCAACACUGGUUAUACCCGCGUGCGAUUCCCAAACUCCCAGAACGUGUUUUUGUUUAAUUUGGCUGUAUUUUGAACCGCAUUAACAGGAUAUGCAGCGCCAGAAACCAAGGGGGCCGGGCAAACCCGGUCCAAGGUUCAAAUCCGGCAAGGGCUUCAAGCCGCAACCGGGCAAGGGAAACCAAAACAACAAAAACAACCAGAAACGACCGCGGGAUGAGUUCAAGAAGUCUAAACUGGCUGCCACGGAUACCGAGAUUCAGGAUCUGAAGGCCAAAUACACGGAAAUAGAUGCCCAGGCUAUCAAGAAGUUUAGGGACUUUCCGCUGUCCCACAAAACCCAAAAGGCAUUGGCCGAAUUCAAGUUUAUCAAUCCCACGUUGGUGCAGCGGGAAAGUAUUGGCCCAGCGCUGAUGGGCAAGGAUGUGCUGGGUGCGGCGGUCACUGGAAGUGGCAAAACACUUGCCUUCCUGAUACCCGUAUUGGAACAUCUGUAUAUCAAUAAAUGGUCGCGAACGGAUGGUGUGGCUGCCAUCAUCAUAUCACCCACCCGAGAGCUGGCUUAUCAGAUAUUCGAGACCCUCAAGAAGGUGGGCAAGCAUCACGAUUUCUCCGCUGGCCUCAUUAUUGGCGGCAAGAACCUCAAGUUCGAGCGCACCCGCAUGGAUCAGUGUAACAUACUCAUUUGUACACCAGGUCGCCUGCUACAGCACAUGGAUGAGAAUCCUUUGUUCAAUACCAGCAGCCUGGAGGUAUUGGUUCUGGACGAGGCGGAUCGCUGCCUGGAUAUGGGCUUCCAAAAGACCCUUAACUCAAUUAUUGAAAACUUUCCACCGGAACGACAAACGCUUCUGUUUUCGGCGACACAAACGAACACGGUUGAGGAUCUGGCGCGACUCAAUCUCAAGGAUCCUGUUUAUGUGGGCUAUGGCACGAAAGCGGGCGACAGCACAUCAACACCAUCAUCCACAUCCACCAAAGAAGUGGCCGUUCUAGCAGUGCCCGAACUGCUGCAACAGAGCUAUGUUGUCCUGAAUCUGGAGGACAAGAUCACAAUGCUGUGGUCCUUCAUAAAGAAUCAUCUCAAGCAGAAGAUAAUUGUGUUUGUGGCCAGUUGUAAGCAGGCCAAGUAUCUCUAUGAGAUCUUCUGCAAGCUCCGUCCGGGUGUACCUCUAUUAUCCCUAUACGGUACCCUCCAUCAGGAUCGUCGCAUUGCCAUCUAUGAGGAUUUUCUGAAGAAGAGCCACGUUGUCAUGUUCUCAACGGAUGUGGCCUCACGUGGCCUUGACUUUCCCGCCGUUAAUUGGGUCGUCCAGUUGGAUUGUCCCGAAGAUGUUUCCCAAUAUAUCCAUCGGGCUGGACGCUCGGCAAGGAACAAGAGUCGCGGCGAAUGCCUUCUCGUUUUAACGCCCAGCGAGGAGGAGCAUAUGAUUGGUGCCUUAAAGGAGCAACUUAACGUGGACAUACGCUGCGUCCAAAUUGAUCCCAAGAAGCUGUUCUCGCCACGCGUCAAAAUCGAGGCGUUUCUGGCCCAAUUUCCGGAACUGAGAGCCACUGCCCAGCGGGCAUUCUUGUCCUAUCUCAAGUCCGUCUUCCUAAUGCGCAAUAAGCGCCUCUUUAAUGUCUUCAGUCUGGACCUGGACGCCUUUGCCCAAUCCCUUGGUCUGGCUGUCACGCCGCGCGUCCCCUUUUUGGAGAAGUUCCUUUGGCGUCAAAAGCUGUUACAGCAGAAGCAACCCCAUGAUACCGACCCGGAAUGCCCCACCAUUCGGGACAAGCUUCUGCCGAAGAUUACCAAAAAGCAAAGCUUCGGCGGUGGCGGCGGAGUCUCCGACGAAGACGACGACAGUGAUAGUGAUGAUGAGGACUUUAUCAGGGUGAAGCGACGUGAUCAUGACGUGGAGGGUGAACCAGUUGAAUUGGAUCCGAAAGUUGGGCCGAAUGAGAAGGAAGACGAACCCCUGGUGGUGCCGAAGCGGGAGAAGAAGCUGGUCACCAAAGCCUCGCUGGCCAAAAAGGCGCUGAAGAAGAAUCUGCAGGUCAACUCGAAGGUCAAGUUCGAUGAAGAAGGCGAAUCAGUGGUCGACGGACGCAGCCAAAUGAUGGCUCUUGCCAGGAAGCAGAGGGAUGACAAUGAAGACGACGACGACGAUGACGAUGGUGGCAUUGAUUUGGUUCGCUCCAAGGCAUUGCUUACCGAAGAGGAUCAGUAUGACAAGCAGCGGUUCCGGGAGCUGGUCAAGAAACGUCACAAAUUGCAGCGCGAAAAGUUGCGCAAAAAGGCGGAGGCAGCCAAGGGCAGCAGCGAUGAGGAGGAGGAGGAGGAGGACGACCACGAUCACCACAAUCCGGAUGCGGCCAGUGACAGUGAGCACUCUGUGGAUCUCUCCUGGCUACCAGAUCCCGAUAAGAUAUACAAAAAGAGAUCCAAUGAGACUGGUGAUGCGACCGCUUCUGCUACCGAAUCUGAUGCUGGAGAGGAUGAGGAUGAUAGUGGCGACGAUGACGAUGACGACGACAACUCGGACGAGGAGCCCGCCUACAAAAAGUCCAAGCUAACAAACAAGCUGACCCUGCUCGACACGGAGGCCAUUGCGGCCUCUCUCUUGGGCAGCUAGGUUCCAUGUUUCUUGCAGGGACUGGACUGUGUGUGAAUAAAUUAAGGCCAAUUUUUUGUUUUCUUCUCGACAUAAGGUCUCCCAAA
This is a messenger RNA of Drosophila ananassae, 2708 nucleotides long. Its product is annotated as probable ATP-dependent RNA helicase DDX10. The record is from RefSeq and is a predicted model, not a curated record. NCBI's taxonomy places the organism in Eukaryota, Metazoa, Arthropoda, Insecta, Diptera, Drosophilidae. The coding region runs from base 97 to 2622 and encodes 841 amino acids. Gene Ontology annotation, cellular component: nucleus. Gene Ontology annotation, molecular function: RNA helicase activity; nucleic acid binding; ATP binding. The transcript is spliced from 2 exons. Gene Ontology annotation, biological process: rRNA processing.